CUGGGUAGAACCAGUGGCUCAAGGAGUGAGGGUGGGGGGAGGGGAACGGGUGAGUUUGGCGCAAAGCCUGCUGGGGUAUGGAGUCCCGGCGAGCUUCGUGCGCAUGUGCGGGAAGCUGAGGGGCUUGGGGGGCCUCGCCCUGGAGAGUGAGUUCACUGUCCCUCCUACAGGCACCGCUGACAACCCUGACAGCCCCAUGGAGGCCCUAGCGCCACAGCCAGUGAAGCAGGAGGGCCCUGCUACCGACGCCCUGACACCAGACUCACCCUGGCACCGCUUCCGCCACUUCCACCUGGGUGAUGCACCCGGGCUGCGGGAGGCACUGGGGCUGCUCCGCGCCCUGUGCCGUGAGUGGCUGCGGCCCGAGGUACACACGAAGGAGCAAAUGCUGGAGCUGCUGGUGCUCGAACAGUUCCUGAGCGCGCUGCCUGCCGACACCCAGGCCUGGGUGUGCAGCCGGCAGCCCCAGAGUGGCGAGGAGGCCGUGGCACUUCUGGAGGAGCUCUGGGGCCCAGCAACCUCCCCAGACCAAUCCUCAACAAUGAAGGUCCCCCGGGAGUUGGCAGAAGGCUCCGGGGUCAGUGCUGCGAAGGAGGAUGGUGGGGUGAUAACCCCAGGACCCACGGAGACCCCGGCCCCUGGCGAGGCAACACGCCCAUACAAGCAGGAGCCGGGAAGCCCCCCGCCAGCCCCACUAGCGCCCAGCCUGCCUGCCUUCCUGGCUCCGGGCGUCGUGGCGUGCCCCGAGUGUGGGAAGGCACCCCUUAAGCCAGCGCACCUGCUGCGCCACCGACAGAGUCAUUCGGCCGAGAAGCCGCACGCGUGCCCCGAGUGCGGCAAGGCCUUCCGACGCAAGGAGCACCUGCGGCGCCACCGCGGAACGCACCCCGGCGGGCCGGGGCCUGCGCUGCGCCCACUGCCCGCGCGUGAGAAGCCGCAUGCCUGCUGUGAGUGCGGGAAGACCUUCUACUGGCGCGAGCACCUGGUGCGGCACCGCAAGACGCACUCAGGCGCGCGGCCCUUCGCUUGCUGGGAGUGCGGCAAAGGCUUUGGGCGCCGCGAGCACGUGCUGCGCCACCAGCGCAUCCACGGCCGGGCCGCGGCGGGCGCGCAGGGGGUCGCGGCGCCCGGCCCCGAGGGUGGCGGCAGUGGCGCCUUCCCGCCCUGGCCCCUGGGGUAGCCCCGCGCUCUCCCUGUCCCUGGCCCGGCGCCUUGCACCCCGUGUCCGCCUUGCAUUCCGGGCAUGGGGACCCGGAACCUGGCCCCCAGCCAUCCAGGCUGGUGCGGGCCCCAGGCAGGGCCAGGAAGGCGCGGACGACAACGGUCACCAGCAGCCAGCAUCGACAAUAAUAAAGUGA
Molecule: messenger RNA, 1358 nt
Organism: Perognathus longimembris pacificus (Pacific pocket mouse)
Lineage: Eukaryota; Metazoa; Chordata; Mammalia; Rodentia; Heteromyidae
Gene: Znf444
Product: zinc finger protein 444
Exons: 4
Coding region: 104-1180 (358 amino acids)
Biological process (GO): regulation of transcription by RNA polymerase II
Molecular function (GO): RNA polymerase II cis-regulatory region sequence-specific DNA binding; DNA-binding transcription factor activity, RNA polymerase II-specific
Source: RefSeq, a predicted model, not a curated record